AUGUUCAUUAGUUCACAUACCCGCAAACAUUUUACUGAUAAAACCAUUAUAAUUCGUUUCACCUAGAUUCAUUUUCAAAAACCAAAAUUUUUCAACAUUAUUCUUCAAAGUGCGUGUUUUUACAAUGAACAUUAAUUUUUUAAACGUUUUAAUUGUAAGUUUAAUUUUACUGGCCAUGUUUCUGAAAAAUGACGCAGCACCAGAAUGGGUUCCCCUUAAAGGUUGGCCACCUUGUGGCAAAGGAAAGGUGCCUUGUUUGACUGGAAUGGGAAAUUUUGGAAAUUGUUUAUGUUGUGAAACAAAUAAAUGUACUCCUGACGAAACACCAAUGAAUAACAUUACUUGUUCAAAUAAUUAUUGUUAUAAUGAUAAAAAACUAUGUAUGUGUUGCUUUGAUGAUUGUAGUAAUCCACCAAAAUAGUAGCGAAAAAUAAUGCGUCAAUAAAGAAAUUUAAUGAAAAUCAUAAAAACCUUGUGUAACUUAUUUUUCCGACCCUAAGAAUACUUUUAGCUUUUUGUUAAAUAGCUUUGGAAUCUUGGAAUAACAAAUCNCAUUAUUCUUCAAAGUGCGUGUUUUUACAAUGAACAUUAAUUUUUUAAACGUUUUAAUUGUAAGUUUAAUUUUACUGGCCAUGUUUCUGAAAAAUGACGCAGCACCAGAAUGGGUUCCCCUUAAAAGUUGGCCAACUUGUGACAAAGCAAAGACGCCAUAUUCGUGUUUGACUGGAAUGGGAAAUCUUGGAGAUUGUUUAUGUUGUGAAACAAAUAAAUGUACUCCUGAACAAACACCAAGGAAUAACAUUACUUGUCCAAAAAGUUAUUGUUAUAGUGAUGAAAAACUAUGUAUGUGUUGCUUUGAUGAUUGUAGUAAUCCACCAAAAUAGUAGCGAAAAAAAAUGCGUCAAUAAAGAAAUUUAAUGAAAAUCAUAAAAA
This is a messenger RNA of Cinara cedri, 933 nucleotides long. NCBI's taxonomy places the organism in Eukaryota, Metazoa, Arthropoda, Insecta, Hemiptera, Aphididae. The record is from the annotation of a GenBank genome assembly.